CCGCCCGCACGCCCCCUCCCUCCGGCUCCCCCCGCUUUGCAGGCGCCGAGCCGCAGGGCCGGGGCUCGUCUCUCGGGCACCCGGCGGGCGGGUCAGGGGCCGGGCGGAGCCCCCAGGGCACCAGCUGCCCCUCGGAAGGCAGCGGCGCAUCAUGGCUCCCAUCGGGCUCAAGGCGGUGGUCGGAGAAAAGAUCAUGCACGAUGUGAUCAGAAAGGUGAAGAAGAAGGGCGAGUGGAAGGUGCUGGUGGUGGAUCAGCUCAGCAUGCGCAUGCUCUCUUCCUGCUGCAAGAUGACCGACAUCAUGACUGAGGGGAUAACAAUUGUGGAGGACAUCAACAAGCGCCGAGAGCCCCUCCCCAGCCUGGAAGCCGUGUAUCUCAUCACCCCAUCUGAAAAGUCUGUCCGUUCACUCGUCAACGACUUCAAGGAUCCCCCUACCUCCAAGUACCGGGCUGCCCACGUCUUCUUCACUGACUCUUGCCCUGAUGCCCUGUUCAAUGAACUGGUGAAAUCUCGCACAGCAAAAGUAAUCAAGACCCUGACGGAAAUCAACAUUGCCUUCCUCCCCUACGAGUCUCAGGUUUACUCCUUGGAUUCUGCCGACUCUUUCCAAAGCUUCUACAGCCCCCACAAGGCCCAAAUGAAAAACCCCAUCCUGGAACGCCUGGCAGAACAGAUUGCCACCUUGUGUGCCACUCUGAAGGAAUAUCCGGCCGUCCGAUACAGAGGAGAUUACAAAGACAAUGCCAUGCUGGCCCAGCUUAUCCAGGACAAAUUGGAUGCCUAUAAGGCUGAUGAUCCAACCAUGGGUGAGGGCCCGGACAAAGCUCGCUCCCAGCUCCUCAUUCUGGACCGUGGCUUCGACCCAGCCUCCCCAGUGCUGCAUGAACUGACUUUCCAAGCCAUGAGCUAUGAUCUGCUGCCUGUUGAGAAUGAUGUCUACAAGUAUGAGACAAGUGGCAUUGGAGAGGCCCGGGUGAAAGAGGUUCUUUUGGAUGAGGAUGAUGACCUCUGGGUUGCCUUACGCCACAAGCAUAUUGCAGAAGUGUCUCAGGAGGUCACCCGCUCUCUGAAGGAAUUUUCUUCCAGCAAGAGGAUGAACACUGGCGAGAAGCAGACCACUAUGAGGGACCUGUCUCAGAUGCUGAAGAAGAUGCCCCAGUAUCAGAAAGAACUCAGCAAGUAUUCCACCCACCUGCACCUGGCUGAGGACUGCAUGAAGCACUACCAAGGCACCGUGGACAAGCUCUGCAGAGUAGAACAGGACCUGGCUAUGGGCACCGAUGCUGAAGGGGAGAAGAUCAAGGACCCUAUGAGGGCCAUUGUGCCAAUCCUGCUGGAUGCAAAUGUCAGCACUUACGACAAAAUCCGCAUCAUUCUCCUGUACAUCUUCCUGAAGAAUGGCAUCACUGAAGAAAACCUGAACAAACUGAUCCAGCAUGCUCAGAUCCCACCAGAGGACAGCGAGAUCAUCACCAACAUGGCCCAUCUUGGAGUGCCCAUCAUCACAGAUUCCACCUUGCGUCGCAGGAGCAAGCCGGAGCGGAAGGAGCGCAUCAGCGAGCAGACCUAUCAGCUCUCAAGAUGGACCCCUGUUAUUAAAGACAUAAUGGAGGAUGCUAUUGAGGACAAACUGGACACAAAGCACUAUCCCUAUAUCUCUACCCGCUCCUCAGCCUCUUUCAGUACCACUGCUGUCAGCGCCCGCUAUGGACACUGGCACAAAAACAAGGCCCCUGGUGAGUACAGAAGUGGUCCCCGCCUCAUCAUCUUCAUCCUUGGGGGCACGAGCCUGAAUGAGAUGCGCUGCGCCUAUGAGGUGACGCAAGCCAGCGGAAAGUGGGAAGUGCUAAUAGGGUCCACUCACAUCCUCACUCCACAGAAACUGCUGGACACGCUGAAGAAACUGAAUAAAACAGAUGAAGAAAGCAGCAGUUAAAAAACAAAACAAAGCAAAUGAAACAAUGAUGAAAAUCAACUUCCCAGCUCAUGGCUGCCCUCCCGUUAGCUGUCCCAUUAAACGUUACUUUGCUGAAUCAUGGGUCCAUCUCCCACUCCAAGCCAAGCUUUCUCUCCUGUUCUUGUGUUGAAAAACCUUCCCCUAGUCCCUCCCUGCCCUCAUCCCUCAUUUUAACCACAGGGAGGGAAUAAAAAGUAUGCAUUGUGUUAAAAAGAAAAAUAUAUUCUAUAUAUAGAUAUUAAAAAAACCCACCAAAACCAACUCAUUUUCAAGUAACCCAUUUACCCAUUGCUAGAGAAAAUUUUUUCCAAAUGUUUUUUUUUCCCCCCUUCCUUCUUCUGUAUGGAUGGAUGGAUGCGCCUGAAUUAUUUAUGGCUAUGUGAUCUUGUACCUAACCCAGAUGUAAACCUGAAUGCGCCGUGUGGGAAUUUGCUCAAGUUUGAAAUUGGUAGAGUUCUUUUUUUGUUGCUGCUGUCAGUGUUUUUCCUUGGUUUUCCUUUGGGGCGGGGAGGGGGAGGUUCUUGAAUGUGUAGUUUUUUGUGUUCGUGGAGGAAUAUGUUAAAUUGAGGGUCACCCAUGAUUCCUGUCCUCCGCUCCUCUGGGGCUUACCCUCUGGACAGAUGUUGAGGUGGGCACACAUCUGGACAAAUCAAUCAUGUGAGUGCUGAAGAGUUGGCCUCUGGCUUUGAAUGUCUAGAUGGGGCUUCUGGGAGCAGCCAAUCAGGACUUUAUGUACUGGAAUGUUGCGUUAGAUUUGCAAUAACCAAUCAGCUCAUUGGCUUAUCUGGUCUGGUGUCCCGACUGACAGUGACCAAUAGCUGAUGCUAAUCAAAGGAAGGCAAAAAGCCUCAUGGUGCAUUUAACUAAUGCAAGGAAAAGGGCAAGGAAAAUAUCUUACCUUCUUUCAGGGAUUGUGCUGCUGUGAACAGGCAUUAGUUUUUAAUGAAAAAUGUGAUCCUAGACACAAUUCACAGAGAGAAAGGAGGCACAUUUAAAAGUGCGGCCCCUUAGCAUAAUAACUGCCAUAGAAAAGGCCAGACCUGUCCAGGCUUGCUGGUGCCUCAGUUUCCUUGCAGUGGAGGGCUGCAAACUCUCCAUGCCCUUUCUACCAACACUUUAACCCCUUUCCUUUCUGACUUCAGUUUGGCGUAUUCCUUAAAGACAAUUAAAACACUGGAUAUUUUGUUUUGAAAUGUGUGGGGUCAAAAAGUCUCUCUUUGCUUGCAAAAAAUAAAUGAAUAAAGAAACAAACCAAGGCCAUUUAUAUCUCAGUAUUGAACUUAUGUUUAAAAAAAAAGAAUAAUAAAAAAAAAAAAGGCCGUUGUCUUCUUGGUUUCGUCUUGAGGUCCCCUCUGCAGUCCUGCACUGACCCAUGUAGCACGCCUCUGCCAUUUGUUUUUGCUGUUGUCGUCCAGUAGUGAAAUGUUGAUGACUGUGGAAGUCGCCAAAACUCCCUCUGGCCCUCCUAAGUCUCUCCAGCCUGUCCCUAUCUCACAGCGGACUGUGUGUAUAUUAAUUAAUGUGUCUUGUGAUGUUCUUACAAGCUUGGUGUAUAGUGGUUUAACAAGACCUUUUUAUUUUUAAAUUAUUCCUCCUUUCUUUCUAGCCCUGCCUCCUGCGUUAGAUGCACUGCAAUAUUUUUGGGUCUUUUUUUGAAGGCAUUGAACCCAUCCCUACCUCCCAUUAAGCCUUCUCUCCCUUGGCUCAUUGAUGUUUAGGUUUCUUCUUCUCAUCUCCCCUUUGUUCCUUGCCCAUAAAGUUAAAUAUAUAUUUUUAGGGCAAAGGCUGUAUACAUUUGCACUGAUAUUUAUUGGUUCCCCUCCUGUUCCUUUUGAUUUUCUUUUUUUCUCUUAAUUAGCAAUGCAAAUGCUUCAGGAUCUUAUAUGUUGGACAUAUUUUCUUUUUUCUGUUACAGUUAUUUAUAUAAAAAUAAUUUAUCAAAAUGGAAAAUUAAAAAAAAACUAGUCUGUCUUGGAACUCGUUUACCUGAAAUUAUUGGAAUCUAAAUGUUUGAAAGUGUUGAAGCACAAACAUGUAUCAUCUCUGUAUAUCUGUUCUUAUGUACUAAAGCACUUGAGUCAAUAAAUAAAUGCGCUCCCAUACAUGGUGCAAAAGGC
This is a messenger RNA of Gavialis gangeticus (Gharial), 4077 nucleotides long. RefSeq names its product syntaxin binding protein 1 (gene STXBP1). Gene Ontology annotation, molecular function: syntaxin binding. The record is from RefSeq and is a predicted model, not a curated record. NCBI's taxonomy places the organism in Eukaryota, Metazoa, Chordata, Crocodylia, Gavialidae. Gene Ontology annotation, biological process: intracellular protein transport; vesicle-mediated transport; neurotransmitter secretion. Gene Ontology annotation, cellular component: secretory granule; plasma membrane. The coding region runs from base 152 to 1939 and encodes 595 amino acids. The transcript has 20 exons.